Messenger RNA from Astrephomene gubernaculifera, 1769 nucleotides. The record is from the annotation of a GenBank genome assembly. Lineage: Eukaryota; Viridiplantae; Chlorophyta; Chlorophyceae; Chlamydomonadales; Astrephomenaceae.
AUUGCUGGCAACGCAUGUCCUAUUUCCACAGUGAGUCAAAGUCCAUCACCUCGUCAACGCUCUUUCUUGUGCUUCCGGUAGUUGGCUAGCUGUUAUCAGAAUUCGAAGCAUAUACACAACAACUGUGAAACAAUUAUGAGUCCUCUUGCCGCACCCGCUGUAUCGUCUCCCUUGUAUGGAGGACCUCAGCCGGUCCUGCCGGGGCAUGCUCCCAACCACCGAGCCUCGGAACUUCCCAAGGAGUUAAAGCAACAUGAAAUCAUCAGUCCUGGAAAGAAUGAACAUGAAAUUGUCGCGAUGGGCGACUUUGAUACUGCUUCGCUGCGCCGGGCUGCUAACUGUUGGGGCAGGGCUAUGAUUGACGACCCCACCCUUACCUGGCUUACCGACGGCAAGUGCCCUCAACGACUGGUAACCUUCUUUGAUCGCUGCGCCCUCAUGUUCCUGCGCGGCACAGCCGACCGCAGCUGCUGCUGGGCCCUGCAGCCCACCUCCUCUUCCCCCUCCGCAGACGGCGGUGGCAGCGCGCGGCCGGACCCGCUGGUGGUGUGUGUGGCCAGUGAGUACCCGCGCACCUACCCCGGCACCCUGGCGCUGCUGCGGGGCGGGCUGCUGCAUGUGCUGCUGGCCGUGCCCAGCCUGAGCACCAUCAGGGUCUUCGGCCGGCUGAUGCACACCUUCGACACGGCCAAGGAGGAGUUCUAUCGGGAGAACGGCCCCUUCCUGUACAUCACCUGCUUUGGGACGGACCCCGAUCACCAGGGCAAGGGUCUGGGCUCCAAGCUGAUGCGGGUGGUCCUGGCGCACGCGGACAGCCGCCGCAUACCGGCCUACCUAGAGGCAAACAGCGACGACAGCCGCCGCUUCUACGAGCGUCACGGUUUCAAGGUACUGCGGGAGCUGAGUGCCGCCCCCGGGGCGCCCAGCGUCUACCUGAUGGCUCGUAUGGCGGCGGAGGAACCGCGAGCAGGGUGAUGCGCGCGGUAGCGGUGUCGUGGCGCGGUACGGCAGGUACUGCAGGUGCUGCGUGGGGGCCAUGCGGCAUGCAUGGCGUCGCGAAGGGCGGAGGCAGAUUAAGUAAGGCGUGGCUGACUGUGGAGCGCUGGCAAGGGCUAUGUGCAGAUGAAGGGUUGUAGGGCUCCGGUUUUGAAGGAUGGGAGCGCAGAUUAUGGCUAGUAGGAGGUAAGUAAUGAAGUGACAUAUAGUGGUGGGCAGGCAGUUGGUUAGACGGACAGGUUAGACGGACAAUGAGGCACUGAAAGCAAGCUGAUGUGGGGGCAUAGAGCUAUUUUGCAGAACUGCUCUUACGACGGGGGUUAGCUAUGCCCAAUAUCCUCGCAGGCUUCGGAAUGCGCAUUUUGUUAAUUUAAUAAAGUAUUUCACUCAUUCAUCCGUCAUGCUGUCCUGACAACAAAUUCAUGCGUCCUUGCUUGCAUCCUAAUUCAUGAGUUACGAAAUAGCAAGGGUGCGAAGUGCACGGAUUUUGGGUUUGGUAGGACCCCAUGCGUCACGUUGGCGUUGCCGUACAUAUCUUCUGUCAUAUUGCUUGCAGGGUUGCAGCGUGGUGCGGACUGAAAUUAAAGUUGUUGGCGUGUGUAUGUUCAAAUAACUGGCGUGUGUAUGUGUGCAUGGCCGUUUUUGGGAAUGGCGUGCAGAGGCAUCAAAGGCCAUGACAGGGUUGACGACCGGUAUUAACAUUUACAGGUUGGUUAGAGUGUCCCUACCCGACCGCCUGAUGCCACUGAAGUGUGCUGUAGCUCUAAGGGCUG